UGACUUGUGAGUCAGUCCGGUGGUUUAGAUUUGUGUGCAUGACAAUUUUAUUCUGAAGGCGUGUUGCCGGAUCUUGUUGCUGCUGCUCACAGGCUGGAGGCUGCUCACUGUCAGCUGACCAGAAACCAAGAGAAGUUCGCCGUGAAAUGGAUUUCUGUGUCAGUGAAACACUCGUAGGACGGACAGAAGCGGCGCCCGGUGAAAGUCCGACAGUGAGCUUCACAGGACCUGGACAACAGGACUGAUCUCUACCAGCUACAACUCAGAGAUCUCUGCGGACAAUGGCUCCACAGAAAACACAAGUAAACCUUUCUCUUCAAUACUUCCUGUCUUGUUAAUCUGCAGCCUCAGACUUCCCUUUUCCCCCAUCAUCUUCACUUUCCUAUAUUCUGCUGGUAAAAUGGACGACACGGAGCCAGUGCAGCCCAGCCUCAACUCCACCUAUAUUCCCAGUGCUGUCGGCAACCACCAAGUAUCGGAGGAUGAGGAGAGCGAGGACCAGGGCCCGUCGGCGUCACUCCUGCCCAAACAUUCAUCAGUGCCUCUGGCAGUGCGCUACAGUCCAAAGGACUCUUACAAUUUGGUGUACAUCAUUUUCUUUCUGAUGGGCAUCGGCUCCCUGCUGCCCUGGAACUUCUUCAUAACAGCCAAACACUACUGGCUGUACAAACUGAGUAACAGCACCGACCACAGUGGCAAGGAGGAGCAACAUUCAGACCUCAGUGACUACUUUGAAAGUUAUCUGUCCAUCUCCUCCACGGUGCCCUCUGUGCUGAGUCUGGUACUCAACUAUCUCCUCGUUAACAGGUUGUCUCCAAACGUGAGGAUCCUGUCAUCUCUUCUUGUCAUCCUGCUGGUGUUCGUGCUGACCACGGUGCUGGUGAAGGUGGACGUGUCCAACGGCCAGAUGGAGUUCUUUAUCGGCACGCUGUUGAGUGUGGCCGUCGUCAGCGGAGCCUCCAACCUCUUCUCUGGCAGCGUGUUCGGCAUCAGCGGGCAUUUCCCUAUGAGGAUUUCUCAGGCACUUAUAUCAGGUCAGGCCAUGGGAGGCACACUGAGCGCAGUGGCAUCGAUAGUGGACCUGGCAGCGGCGAAUGAUGUGACAGACAGCGCUCUGGCCUACUUCCUGACAGCCGACGUCUUCAUCCUGCUCUGCAUUGUCGCAUAUCUGCUGCUGCCCAAGCUGGCGUAUUCAAGACACUACAUGCUAGCAGCAACAUGCGGAAGUCCAGGAGUGAUAAGUGAGGGAGGAGCAGCAGAAGGCGCAGAGAAAAGCGUCUCCGUCCCUCCGCUGAAGCCUAUCCUCAGGAAGACGUGGGUGCUCGGCCUGAGCGUCUUCUACGUCUUCUGCAUCUCUAUCAUGGUGUUCCCUGCAGUGUCCUCGGGGAUCCAGUCUGUCCACAAAGACAGCAGCAGCCCCUGGACCACCACUUACUUUGUGCCCCUCACCAGUUUCCUCCUGUACAACGUGGCAGACUUCUGCGGCAGGCAGGCCACUGCCUGGCUGCAGGUCCCCGGUCCCACCAGCCGAGUCCUGCCUGUGCUGGUGUUGUGUCGCUCUGUCAUGUUGCCGCUUUUCAUGUUCUGUAACUACCAGCCGAGGGACCACCUCCACACUGUGCUUUUCACCCAUGACGUGUUCCCUGUGGUCUUUAACUGCCUGCUCGGCCUCUCUAAUGGCUACCUAGGCACGCUGCCAAUGAUCUACGGGCCUAAGGUGGUACCUCGCGAGCUGGCAGAGCCCACAGGAGUGGUCAUGUCCUUCUUCCUCACUCUGGGACUGGCUGUUGGAUCAGCUUUCUCAGUGCUUAUUGUGCACGUCAUCUGAGCAGCCAAUGAUUUACAAUGGUUUAUUUGAGCUAUGCAGCAGACAGUAGCUGGACAGUGAUAAAAUGUAAUGAAAAGUGCAAAGGUACAACAAGUUCUCUGCCAUGAGGGAAAGGUGCUGUUCGUUUCCACAAGCCUUAAUUCCUUCAUACCUCACAUUAAUGGUUUAUGUUUACAAAGAGCUGCAACUAUUCAUCAGUCCCUAACCAUUUUAAUAAUUGAUCAAGCAGUAAUGCCAAAGAUUUACUGGUUCCAUCCUCAAAUGCAAAAGAAGCAAUCUGGAGACCUAACUUUGGAUUUUUUUUCAGGAUUUGACGUUUUAUAAUCAGAAUGAUGAAUCAAUUCAUCCUGAAAACGAUCUGCAGUAAUAACUGAUAAUGAAAGUAACCCUAGUUUACACUGACAUAGCUCUUGAUGCAAAACUCAGGGCAGUGUACACUGUGACUCUUGGUGUCUGCAUAUCAGGGAGUUGCUCUCAAAGCAUUAGCAAUCGGUACAGUCCAUAAAGGAUACUUGAAUUAACACCAAAGCUUUUAUUUUAUAAAGCUAAUUUUUUUUUACAUUACAUAAAUUCAGCAUAUAACUACUGAUUUAACAUUUGUGGUAUGUAAGUCUGUUAAGGGGUGUUUGUCAUUUCAGUUAAAACUCAAACACAGCUGGAAAAUGCGGCUAAUAAAUUGUAAAUAAACACACGGCUGACUUGUGUCAGUUGUUUGUAAACCUUGUGAGUUUGAUCAGACUUAAUAAACUGAACAUUGAUGUUAAUCAACUCUGA
This is a messenger RNA of Acanthopagrus latus (yellowfin seabream), 2602 nucleotides long. It is a transcript of the gene slc29a3, whose product is annotated as solute carrier family 29 member 3. Gene Ontology annotation, molecular function: nucleoside transmembrane transporter activity. NCBI's taxonomy places the organism in Eukaryota, Metazoa, Chordata, Actinopteri, Spariformes, Sparidae. The transcript has 7 exons. The record is from RefSeq and is a predicted model, not a curated record. Bases 401 to 1828 code for a protein of 475 amino acids. Gene Ontology annotation, cellular component: Golgi apparatus; plasma membrane. Gene Ontology annotation, biological process: nucleoside transmembrane transport.